AUGUAUAUACGCACCAAGAAAAUCCCUUUAAGCGUGCAAUCGCCGAAGAAGAACAGCUUUCAGCGGCGUCUGUCGCGCAGCGCAAGCAAGUUCGCGGCCAACUUCCAGAACGGAGGCAACCAAGGUAACGCGCAGCCGGUCAGUGUCCACACCCUGUCGAAUCCGGACGAUAUGAGCUCGAGCCUACUGCGCAGCGAUUCGGAUCGUAGCCCAACAGGCAACCUCAACCCGACCGUCAACUUCUUCGGGAACUUCAAGGGCUUCUCGCUCACACCGAUGGAGAAGGGGGAGCAGCAGAGCGAGAGGAACGACCCCAAUCCGCCGCCGGAGAGCAACAUCAAAGCGAAGGGCCCCAACGACGCCGUCGGCCCAAAGAGCGCCAAAAUCACGCCCGUCCAUAGAAGCAGCAGCAACAGCCAGAGCCUCAUAAGCCAAAGCAUCCUCAAGCCGGUGCUGAGGUCUGCGCCGCCGCUGCCGGUCGUGCCGGCCGCGGCGAAGACCAGCCCGAAGACCAGUCCGUCCGUCAAGAGGACCAACAGCUCGGUCCAGAAUAGGAUCAAGGCGUUGAUGAACUCGGAGAAGACCGAGGAGCUGCAACCGGCCGCUGCGAGCGCCGCCCCGCGGCCGGUCAUAUCCAGCCCCAUUCUCGAAGCCUCAACGUGCACCGCUAAGGAGCUGAUCUCUCCUCUACAAGGUUCCAAAACCUUGGGACCUAUUCGAGCCGCCCCGAUGGUGCCUGGGCUGUCGCCAGACCUAAAGCAACGCCCAGUCAGCAUGCAUUCGGGGGCCGUCCCGCAGAAACCGCUGCCCGAAGAGCCGAAGAAGGUCAAAGAGGGCAUCUCGCUGAACAGGAUCGCCUCAUUUCUCAAACAGGAGAAGCCCAAAGAGAAGGAGCGCCAACCGGUCGAGAGGAGCCACUCGUUGCCCAAAAACCCGAACCACCAGAUCAAAGUGCCGAAGGGCGCCGACAAAGUCGCCUUGAGAAAUCUGCAGAUCUCCAACCCGAUAGUGCAGAAACAGAUCGAGCUGCCGGUUAGCACUAUACCGGUGGUCUCCGACUCGGAGGAAGUAGACGACGCCAAGGCAUUCGUUAACAGAGCCCAGAGCAUGAGGGCGCCGGCCGCUCAGAAGCCGACACUGCAAAGCUUCGGGUCGAUGAGGCAAACGGCCGCCAGGCCUCUUUCCGUAGUCGGCCGCCCGACGGCCCCCCCGCCCCCCCUACCGAACCCCGCCAACGCUAAACCAGAAAACGAAGCGUCCCACUACCAGAACCCGAAGCCCCCCGUCGAACUGAAGUCGGCGGACUACGUAGACUGCAUAGAGGACAAGUCCGCCCCGCUAGCGCACAUCGACGAGGAGUCCGGCGACAACAUCUACGCGAUCAUAGAGGAGAGUCCCGAAAGCUACUCAAAGCCGCCGCCCGGGGUGCCGCCACCGAUCAAAACCAUACCGCAGCCGCCGCCCGUCGGCUACAACGCCCCCAAGACGGUCGCCUCCAACUCGGGGAGCACGGACAGCAUGGGCCUGCUCGGGGAGAUCGUGAACGAGAUACAGAACCGCAACUUCGACUCCAUCUACUCCGCCUCGACGCUCUCAAGGAAAAAGGAGAAAGAGAGGAAAGAGAAGAGCGCCGAUAGCACGAACAGAGACAGCACAUACAUGAACACGGACCACUACAGAGCGGCGGAGAGCGUGUACAGCAACUCCGGCGCAAAGUCGAACGCCUCCACUACGAGCAGCGGCUACCUGCACCCGUCGGCCGUGAAUGUGCCCACUUACAUAAGGGAGCGGGAGAACAACAACGAAACGAGCGAGACGGAGACGUCGCCCCCGUCGCCGAAAGCCAACUCGAAAAUACCGACGUUCGCGAGGCAGGUCACUCCGCCGACGCUGCGCAACACGAGCACCUUCAAAAACGUGCCGCAACAGCCGAAGAACCCGACGAAAACUGCUAAUCCGACCCCCAAAACCAUUCUGAACAGUCCGGACCUGGUCUCCAGCUGCGCGGUGGCGGACACGAAGAACGUCAAAGCGCCCGAUGUGGUCAACAACAACAAACCGCCCUUCGAACCGCCUAAAGUAGCGACUAAGCCGGCCGUGCCCGCAAAGACCGGCGACAGACCCCCGCUCCGGCCGGCGCCGGCCCUGGACAAGAGGCCGAGCAGUAAAUCCCUCACCUCGGCGAAGGCGUCGAACGCUCAAAACGUAAACGGCAAACAGCAGAACGAGAAAGCUCCAGCCGUAAACCGCACGAAUUCAAAGGUCGACUCCAACGUGAAAGCAAUAGCGGACAAUUUGAACAAGAACAAACCGAAAGUGGUUCCCAAACCUAGUGCGGUUGGCGUCCAAAGGACGGAGUCCGGCGUCAAAGCUAGCGCGACAAAGCUGUCGUCGAAGCCGUCGAACGUCGCGAGCUUGCAACAGAAAUUCGAGAAUAGAAAAUCUAUAGGUAAAGAGAUUAGCGUUCCGAAAAAA
Messenger RNA from Iphiclides podalirius (scarce swallowtail), 2475 nucleotides. NCBI's taxonomy places the organism in Eukaryota, Metazoa, Arthropoda, Insecta, Lepidoptera, Papilionidae. The record is from the annotation of a GenBank genome assembly.